Messenger RNA from Gaeumannomyces tritici R3-111a-1, 759 nucleotides. RefSeq lists its product as hypothetical. The transcript is spliced from 2 exons. The record is from RefSeq and is a predicted model, not a curated record. The coding region runs from base 1 to 759 and encodes 252 amino acids. Lineage: Eukaryota; Fungi; Ascomycota; Sordariomycetes; Magnaporthales; Magnaporthaceae.
AUGUCGGUGCCGUUCAGCCAGAUCCUCCAAGAGGCCACAACCAACCCUGCCCAUGUUACGGGCUAUAGAUCGGGGACGGGCAAGGACUGGGCCAACCGAUACCCCCCUAUCACUAAUACCAGAUUGUCUGUGCACACUCGCGACGUUCCGGGGGCAGAUGGUACGGAAGCAACCGUCGCCGGAUGGGAAGCCAUGGUCCCGCGCUUUAGCGACGACCAGUUAAGGUCGAGCACGCUUGUUGAAAGACCCAAUCGGCGGCUUUACCGCUUCGACACCGAGUCUGACAUGGCUCUCUGGUUCCACACCGAGAUUUCAAACAUACGCGCACAAGUACAAGUGCCCCAGAUCUUCUGCCUCGACGGCGAGAUCCUGCUGCUGCUGCAGUUCCGCGCCGACACACCCGACCACAUCCAGCGAGAGGAUUGCCGGGUCGACUGCUGGGUCAUACCGCGGGAGAACGCGGCGGGCGGCUGCACGCUGCGCCAGGGUCUCCAUAACCUGCUCGUCCAGGGCUUCCGCCGCUGCCAGGGCUAUGCCGCGGCCCCGAACCUGUCUGUCAACCACUACACGUCGCAGUACCGCGAGUUUUUCUCGGGCCGGCCCGUCUUCACCCACGACAACGGAGCGCUCAGCUAUGAGCACCCCCAGAACGGGCACAACGAUGUUUUUGACCGCGAGGUUGAUGUCAACGACGGCUCCGUUUACUGGCGCCGGAAUGGGAAUUACUUGGUCCACGACACCGGGUCCAUUUGGGGGUGA